AUGAACCAUAAGUCCAAGAAGAGUAAACUCAGAUCUUUCAGUGAGGCCUCGAAACUUCAUUUCUUACUGGGCAAAAGAAAAUCAUCCACAGCUCAGAAGAAAAGAAAGAUCUCACUACCUCUCGAGAGUGCUGGACGACAUGCGGUAGCAAGAAGAAGCAUAAGAGGAAGGUCCUCAUCGAACCUAACUCUUGAAAAGAGCCCGAAGAGUCCCUCUAUAAGUUUGCCAGAUAUUGUGUCAGUUAAAAUGAGUAGACAGCAAAGUCCUUCCUCCCAGAAGAAGUCGUCUAGGAUCCCCAAAGUAAUACUUGGAUCCAGUAAUGGCUCACUCAAUGUCCCGACUGAUUAUGAACCAUUGAAUUCGAAUUUAGGCGGCACAGAAGAACAUGAGCAUGAAGAUAAUCAAAAUACCAAAGAUUCAAAUAGCCUUACAAAUACUUACAGUCGGCGAAAUAUCCUGACUGGAGGGCGAAGCGUAAAUACGUCAGGAAACGCCAACGAAUCCAGAAAUACCACAGACUCGCAACAGGAUGAAAACAAAGAAAAUAGCGGGAUGUUUUCGUCUCUCAUUUCGGCUGCUCACAAUGCAGCUAGUCAUUUGAUGCGUAAAAGUAGCCAGAAAGAUCCGCAGGAGCCCACCAAUGACAUUAAUGAUGAAGAGCAAGAAAACACAGUCAUGUACAAACCUCUUCCGAUAGAGCAUAACCCGUCUUUUUUGCAACACCUCGAUUUUCUACUCUCCACGGGUCCAAUGCCAGCUCCAGAUUUGAUUUCUCCCCGGAGUAGUACCGUAUCGGAGAGGAGCAACCAUUUAAGCUUAGACCCUAGAUCUUCUGCUCUCCCGUCAGAAACUCCAAGUAUCGUGAUAAAUCCUGCUGAAAGCGAGAAUGAGUUAUCACGGCAAGCCACUGAGACAAUGUCUUUGGCCGAGAAGGUCAAGUUCCAACCCCUCAAAGGCGAGUCACAUAUUGCCACUUUCGGAAAGGGUAACCUUACCUUGGAUGCAUUAGGCAUGAAAGAAGACAACGAGCAACCGCUUGAGCAAGGAUCAACUAGUAGUGGUCCAUCUGGUCGGCCGGAGUUUUACGCGUUAAAUAGGAAACGAGGGAAAACGGUUUCUGUCAGUGAAAUGAAGAGCGAUUUAAAGCAACGGUCAAGCUCAACGGACACAAAUCUGUCGCUCUCACCAGUGAGAACAGAUCCAGCAGGUGACAAGGGUAUUAUCGAUGGUGAGAGCAUAAGCCCGAAAAGUGGAGCUGUGCCAGCAUCAAACAACACAAUCGUCGGCGAUGGUGGAGAUAAUAGAUCUAGAAAGAGAUCGAACACCAAGAAAUUCAUGUCGCGCAGGUCAUUUUCACCGAGUACCGCAUUAAAAAUAAUCCCUAGUGCAGGCCUGAGGAAUUCCUUCCACAGGAUGAGGUCUUAUAGCACUGGCGAUGACAUCUAUGUUGAGACCAGUAGCUUAUCUUCGGAUGAGGCUGUAUCAUCAAACUAUCAGGAAGAUGGUAAAAAACGUCUACUAAAGCUACGCAAUGUGUCAUAUGCCGCCGAAAAGAAAAACAACGAAUUUCACACCAUCUUUAAGGAAGCAGGUAUUUCGCCUGAGGAAAAACUACUGACUGAUUUUAGUUGCGCAUUGUCUAGAGAUAUCCUACUUCAAGGCCGUAUGUUCAUAUCGGAGAAACAUAUUUGCUUUAAUUCAAGCAUUCUGGGAUGGGUAACAACGGUAGUGAUCCCAUUCAGAGAAAUUGUCCAGAUAGAGAAGAAAUCAACUGCUGGUAUAUUCCCGAACGGAAUUGUAUUCCAAACUCUUCAUACGAAGUAUAUUUUUGCUUCAUUUAUGUCUAGAGAUUCGACUUUCGACUAUAUCACCAGCAUAUGGAAUCAAAUUAUUCUAGGUGUGGAUUCACAGCGAGUUCAUGAUGAUAUAUCAGACUCUACAGAUUCAGUUAAUGAGAAUGAGAAUGAGAAUGAGAAUGACAAUCAUGACACAGACGCAGAGACAAGAAGCAGAGUAAUUUCUCAAGGUUAUUCGAGUGAUGAAUAUUCAGAUGAUGAAGUUUCAAGUGAUUCAGAUAUGACUACUAGCGACAGAUCUGAUUCUGGUCAGAGCUCUUACGGCACGGAAACAACGGCAUCCACUUCAAUUCAGGAAAACAGCUCUCCUUCGACAGUGAGUACUAUUGGUCCUAGUAAGCAUGCACCUACAACUACAAACUUUUUGAAAAACAAUAACGACAGAGUUAUUGCUGAUACAGUUUUUGAAGCUCCACUGGGCAAAAUUGUUAAUAUCUUAUACGGUGAUAAUGUUUCAUUUCUGCGCCAGAUUUUAGAAGCGCAGAAAAACUAUGACAUUUCCGAGAUUCCUCCCAUUUUGGCUUCAAAGGAACGCCAAUAUACAUACACAAAGCCAAUUUCCGGGGCUAUUGGUCCUAGUAAAACAAGUUGCCACAUUACCGAGACUCUUGCUCAUUACGAUUUAAGUGAGUACGUGAAAGCUAUCCAGAUAUCAAAAACACCUGACGUACCAUCCGGUAGCUCCUUUUACGUCAAAACGUCGUUUUUUCUUUCUUGGGCCCCUAAUGAUGCUACCAAGUUGACAGUUCUUGCAUCAGUGGAAUGGACAGGUAAAAGUUGGGUAAAGGCAGCAGUUGAGAAAGGUUCAUUUGAUGGUAUUACAAGUUCCACGAAGAUUUUGAUCGACGAGGUUAACAGAUUUUUGAAAGAGUCAUCUACAAAAUCCAAGGAAGAAUCCGAAAAAAUUGGUUCAGAUAAGGAUGAAUCAUUGAAUCUUCCAACAACCGGACCAUCUACACAUGCUCCUACUCAACCGGAUUACGUGAGUGAAGACGGCGAUGUCAUCAUAAGCGAAGCACUAUCAUUUCCUAUUCCACUAGGAACGACUUUCGAAGUACUAUUUGGCAGUGACACCACUUAUUGUCAGCGUAUAAUAGAAAAGCAAGGGAAUUACGACCUGUCUGAUAUUCCGAAGUUCAACAAUAACCGAAGAGAAUAUGAAUAUACAAAGCCGCUGAAUGGGCCGGUGGGUCCCAAAAAGACUAAGUGUCUAAUAGAAGAACGGAUUGAAUGCAAGGACUUCAAUACCUAUGUUAUGGUUAGACAAAUUACAAAGACACCAGAUGUUCCUUCAGGGUCAUCAUUCGCUGUUCAUACUAAAUUCUACUUAUCAUGGGGUCCGAACAAUACCACGAAGAUGAUGAUAGUUACAAAUGUAGUAUGGACAGCAAAAAGUUGGAUCAAAUCCGCAGUUGAGAAGGGGUCCAUCGAUGGUCAAAAAACAUCCAUUGCAGUCUUGGAGAAAGAACUUCAAGAUAUAAUCAUUAGAGCAGGGACUAAAAAGAAGAAUGGUAAGAAGAGGCUAAAAAUAAAGAUAAAAAAACCCAAAGCCAGUAAGAAGAAACAACUUCCUACAGAAACUCCAACUAGUGAACGAAGCGGCUUCAUCGGGGAUUUAAUGGAUCUCUUCUUUUCAAGCCAAAAAAACAUCCCCCAAAACGUUGUAUUAAUAGUCCUAGGCAUUCUUUUGGUUUCUAUUUUCUCGAAAUUCGUACACAGAGGCCACCAGCCUUCGUUCGAGCUUGUAAAGCCAGGCCAAAUCGUAAUUGAUGGGAACUCCUACAAUUAUGCACCAAGCCUCGGAACUCUAUACGAGGUAUACGAGCAGGAAAUUAGGUCUGGCAAGAAAGGCAGGCGCACCAAUAAUGUUGUUACGACAGCCGAGAGUGGAAUUUGGAAUUGGAUUCAAGAUCGGGGUGACACUUUGCAAAGAGUUUCUUCUUCCGAAUUUCACGGUCCGCAUCUUUCAACACACGAAAGGCAGGAUCUUGAAGAAACCAUCAGAGUGGCAGAAAUACAACUGAAUGAAUUAAAAGCUCAACUGAGUAACUGUUCGUAG
Lachancea fermentati is the source of this 3915-nucleotide messenger RNA. The record is from the annotation of a GenBank genome assembly. Lineage: Eukaryota; Fungi; Ascomycota; Saccharomycetes; Saccharomycetales; Saccharomycetaceae.